AUUUUGAAGUGGGAAACACGAGUUAAUUAGGUUAAUUAUCAAGCAUGAGUUUGUAUAAAAAGGCACGAUGGCAGUCGCAAGAUGCACUGGUCGUUGCGACAUUAACAUCUGUUGAGCAGUAUGGGAAGCUCCUUCGUUCUCUCCUGUGUAGCAAAAAGGCUCGAAGGGAAGGUGGCCUUGAUCACCGGCGGGGCGAGCGGCCUCGGCGAGUGCACCGCCAAGCUGUUCGCCGACCUCGGUGCUCGAGUAGUCGUGGCGGACAUCCAAGACCACAAAGGCCGAGUUCUGUGCGACUCACUCGGCCCGGACACCGCCUCCUACGUCCACUGCGACGUCACCAAGGAGUCCGACGUGGCAAGCGCCGUCGACGCCACCGUCGCCCGGCACGGGAAGCUCGACGUCAUGUUCAGCAACGCCGGCGUCGCGGAACCGUGGCAGAAGUCGUUCCCAGACUGCGAGGUGGAUGACUUCCAGCGGUUGAUGUCGGUGAACGUGACGGGGGUGUUCCUGGCCACCAAGCACGCGGCGAGGGUGAUGACGCCGGCGAGGCAGGGGAGCAUCGUAAUCACCGCGAGCACCGCGUCGACUAUUGCAGGAUUGAUGCCGCACGCAUACACGUGCUCGAAACACGCGGUGGUGGGGCUGAUGAAGAGCGCGGCGGCCGAGCUGGGCAAGCACGGGAUUCGGGUCAACUGCGUGUCGCCGCACGGGGUGGCGACGCCGCUGGCGAUGGCAUUGCUUGACUUAGACAAGGAGGCCUUUGAGGCCACGAUUGAGAGGUCGGCCAACCUGAAAGGGGUGAGGCUGGGAACGGAGGACGUGGCGGAGGCGGUGGCGUACCUCGCCGGCGACGAGUCCAGGUACGUGAGCGGCGUCAAUCUGCUGUUGGACGGAGGCUUCGCCAUCGCCAAGGGAUUGGCGUAGAUGGAACCGAAGCUACCCAUCGACGGACUUCACGUCGAUCGCACAUUCGCACUCCGACUGCAGCAGCUAGCUAGGGCGUGUGAAUAAUAUAUAUCUUUAUUGUUCUCCUUUAUGUGAGGACAUACUAUUUUUUUCAUAACCUCCUGGCAGUCUGAUUCUAGUGUUUAAAGAGUUCCUUGAGAUUGAACAUCAUGUCAUAGGCAGUGGGUAAGGUCUGAUGCUGAUGUUGCAACACAUUUGACAUAGAAGUCAAAAUAUAACACCGCGUCAUCUCA
Molecule: messenger RNA, 1199 nt
Organism: Zingiber officinale
Lineage: Eukaryota; Viridiplantae; Streptophyta; Magnoliopsida; Zingiberales; Zingiberaceae
Product: momilactone A synthase-like
Exons: 2
Coding region: 121-924 (267 amino acids)
Source: RefSeq, a predicted model, not a curated record